AACUAUAUUAUCCCAGAUUCCCUCUAUUUCAGAGCCGAAUCCGAUGAGGAGCUUGCGCGACGUCUUCAACGUGAAUUUGAGGAAGAAGCUCGACGACAGCUGGAAGAGCAGGCUCGAAGAGAUGCAGAACUUGCCCAGCGUCUUGCAUUUGCCGAGCAGCCUCAUAUUAUACCAUCAGACAGGACCGAUUUGCCUACAGCAGUGUCUUCACAUGCGCAACCUUCCGCUGUAUCGAGAGAUCAGCCCUUGAUUGAUCUCACCACUGAUGAUCGCACUACUACGUUCACUAACAACCCUGCUCCAGUACUAACCACUGACAUCUUCACGCCUUCAACUCUGAUUCCUGCAGUAACCAUCAAUGCCGGCCAUGACAGAUACGAGAACGUUCAGAUGGACGCUUUUCUACCUGGCUGUUCAACAUCAUCAACCUUGGAACCUACACGCGGUCCAGCAUUGCAGGAAAUCCUUCACCCUACGAAUCCCUUUCUACAGGACGUCGCAGCACAGGAUACACUGCAGCCAACGCCGCAACCACCGCCAUACUCAGCACAGGAAUUACUCCAGCCGACGCACCAGCCACCGCCAUUCCAGUAA
This is a messenger RNA of Cooperia oncophora, 594 nucleotides long. The record is from the annotation of a GenBank genome assembly. NCBI's taxonomy places the organism in Eukaryota, Metazoa, Nematoda, Chromadorea, Rhabditida, Trichostrongylidae.